Messenger RNA from Symbiodinium sp. CCMP2592, 6444 nucleotides. The record is from the annotation of a GenBank genome assembly. NCBI's taxonomy places the organism in Eukaryota, Dinophyceae, Suessiales, Symbiodiniaceae.
AUGCGCCGUCUCACGGCUUUGGCCUUGCUGCUCUGCUUGGAGGUAGCCCUUGCGCAAGAGCUCGCCGUGGUGCGACCUUUUGCAAGCAGCCAGGAAAUCGAGGACAUGGAUGAAGCCUUUGCACUUUGGAACACGGUUUCCCCAUGUGGCGACAAAGCCCUCGCCGAAUUCGAUUUGAUUCUUGUGUAUAGCAGAAAAUUUGGUCAAAAUCCGGAUGCGCUUGAUGCAGUGGAGCGCGUCAGCACCGCCUUCCGAGAAAGAACGCAGCCGUGGCACAGGUGUUUUCGAGAAGUGCACGUAAAGGCUGCGAACUUGACGGCUGACGAGGAUGUCUAUGAUUCUCGCGGCUAUGCCGUGCGCAAGGAUUGGGUGAAUGGCCCGAACAAAGUCUUUCGCUACAUUCUGCGCAGUUUCCUGGACAACACACUCGCCCCUGCUGACUACUAUGCCUUCUAUUUCAUGGAAUUUGACUCGGUCCCACUGCGAAGCCUCUGGUUGGAUCAGCUAUAUGCGGAGGUCGUGAUUUAUCCCCGGGCCGCCAUCCGUGGUAGCCGCUAUCGCGGUGAUUCCUGGGAUCCUUUCUUAGACGAAAUCUCGGCCGAGUUGCUCCAGCACCUCAACGGCAACGCCAUCUACUUCAAGCAUCCGUGGCUAGAGUUCCUAGCCGAUCAGUUGGAGGAAGAUGAAGCCGAAGGUAACACCAGUACGGCCUUCGACGUACGCAUGGCGGCAUUGACUCUACAGGCAUCUCUGGAAGCGGCAGACAAUGCCACUACAUCCCUGGCUGCCGCAUGGAAGCAACACGUCCCAGAAGGAGAGCAGCCAUAUCGGGAUGACUCUCUGCUGGUUGGAAACUAUGCCAACACGUUGCUGAACAGAAGCUUUGAUGCCGGUGAACUUGUGCGUCAUGCGGCUCUGAACAACUUGCUGCACAAUAUCAACCAAUCUCAGCUCACUUUAGCCGUGAUCGCCUAUGACGAUUGGUGGGAGUCUAAGCUCCUUCAGAGCCUGGAGUGGGCACACCACCCUUUCCGUAGCGUCGUGAUCUUGGCGGACGGGAUCGGAGAGAGCACCACAGAAAUUGAAACUCCCGGAGGUCCGACUCUCUUGAAAGAGAAGGCUUGGGAUGGUUGGGCAGGAGGAUCGGAGCGAGUGCUUUGCGAUGCUGCAUCAGCAGUCACCACGGAGCAAUUUGUGUUUACCGACACCUACCACUUCAUUUCAGGGCCAGUGCAGCUUUUGGUGGACGAUCAGGGCCAUCCUGUCCUGCCCUACAUACCGUCCUCCUCGAGCUACUGUACUCGGCACCGGGAGUGCUCGUCAGCCUUGGACCAGGCCGAAACGUUCUUUGGAGUCGAGCUGCUUUAUCACCACGACACCUUUGAAACGGUCUUCGUGACCGAGGAUGUCAAGACCUUCUGUGCGGACUGGGAUGUGGCAGCCGCCUAUCUUGGGAGCUACGAGAACUGCGACUACCUGCUCGGCCCAACGGCAGAUGACUACAUUGCUUGGUUGAUCUCUACGAAGAGGCCGUACAGGUAUAUGCCGAAGAACAAGGAGCGGGUCGGCUGGAGGCCUUGGACCUCGCUGUGGACUCCACCUCCACUUGACGAGCGCGACUGCAGCCUCUACCGGGAAGGUGAGUACAUGGCCCGGCUCGCCAGCAUUGACGAAUGCAGUUUCUUCAUGGAGGAUGCCCGUGCCUGCGACUUCAGCCCGAACUGCACCUUCCGACCUCUCUUUGAGUCUGGUAAAUGCAUGCAGACGAGGCAGUUCGAAUUGUUACCUCGCCCUCCGAUUUCGUUUACAUGGACUUCCACCACAACGCUUUCAGCGACCAGGUUUACAAGCACAGACACAGCAACCGCAACUGCCACUACCACCUCUUCAACAAGUGCGUCAACAACAGCUUCUUUCACAACCUCCACAUCCACAACCAGCUCUUGGACUCGGACACGAACGAGUACUGCCACGUCGUCAACGACAUUCCUUCCCACUUCUGCAACAUGCCGGGUACCGGACAUUGCAGGAGCCGAGGCUUGCUACUCACUACAGCCUGGAGAAACUUGCCAAGUACCUUGCCCCGUGGGCUAUCAGGGGGAGUCUUCUGAGUACACCUGCUUAGAGAACCUGACCUUCGCUGGCGAGCAGCCGGAAUGCAUCAGGACAACUACCUCAAUCACAGAAGAAGGCGACCGUCGAUGUUCGACGGGCCUUCCGAUGACUCCUGGCGCUGAUGUCAGCGAUUGCUUCGGCAUCGCCGCAGGGGCAGCUUGCACGGUUCGCUGCUCUGGCAGCUUUGCGGGCUCUCCGGUGCAGUAUUACUGCGCUGCAGACGGCGUCUUUCGACCCACGGGGGCUGCUUUGGAAUGCCAGGAGAGGUUCUGCGACACGUCUCAGUUGCCGAGCGGCUACGACGUCGCUUCCUGCGCGCAGACAUCUGUUGGGGAGGUAUGCUUCGUGAGAUGUCCAGACGGAUAUCUUCCAGCAGAGUCGCUGUACGUAUGCGGAGCAGAUGGUCUUUUCCUGGGCUUUCCGCCAACUUGCGAACUCGCGGAUUGCAGCUCGGAUCUCUCGACCAAGGCAGGGGACCUUAGCAGAAACUUCUCUGACUGCUCUGGAAUCCUGGCCGGGAGUGACUGCAUCGUCCGGUGCGCGUUUGGCCACGAAGGGGAUCCAGCAACGUACACCUGCCUGCCGGAUGGUACGCUUGCAGGACCUGUUCCAGGUGUCCCUUGCCAGCCGAAGACCUGCCCUGUGCCCGAUGCUCUGGCAGAUCCCAGUUUUGGAACAAACUGCAUCGGGACCCGUCAUGGCGAAACUUGCCGGGCUGCAUGCAGUCCUGGCUUUUCUGGAUUGUCGGAGCAACUGCGCUGCGACAACGGGGUUUUGCAAGGAUCGCUGCCGAAGUGCACCGGAUUCCCUUGCUCCCUGGAGGGUGUGCGGCUGGAGCCAGGCAUGGAUGCAAGCGACUGCACAGGGAAGCGAUCUUUGGAGGAGUGCUUUGUCCAGUGCGGCCGUGGAUUCUCCAGCCAAGGAAGUCCGGUGAUGACCUGCCAAACGAACGGCAGAUUCACCCAACACUCGUUAGUCUGUACUCGGAGAAUUUGCGGAGACUUGUCUGCCGUGCCGGGGUUCAGCGAUGCUUCUGUCGUAAACUCUUGUGCUGGGCGUGGAUUUGGUGAGGUCUGCUCUGCAUUCUGCCGCCAGGGUUGGGAGUUGCAAGGCAAUGCCACUGUCCUUGUUUGCGACGAUGCACCGGAUAACAGUGCAGGAUUCUCUGUGUACUUCGAAAGCGAUGGCCGAUUGGUCCAUGCCGCUGAAGCUGGCGGUCCUUUCUGCAAAGCACGCCCUUGCACAGCCAACUUGCCAAACCUGCAAGGUGUCCAGCAUGACUGUGCAGGGAAAACAACGCACGAGACCUGCACAGUGCAGGCAGCUCCGGGCUAUCGCUUUGAGUCUGCCGCGCCUCAGCUCACGGCAACUUUGGUCUGCCAGGCGAACGGCAGUUUUGCGGGUAGCAUCCCUCAGAUCCUGGCGGACAGCUGUCCUGAAGUGCAGUUCGGGCCAGGAGUGGGCAGCACUUGCAGCAAUAUUCCAGUCGAUGGAGAAUGCUGGGCGUAUUGUGAAAGUGGAUGGUCGGGACUACCCCGGAAGUAUCAUUGCCAGCUGAGUGCAGAUGCUUUGGAGCUCCGGGCUUUUGAGCAGGACAUCAACUGCACAGCUGCGAGGCGCCUGGAGGCAUCGGAACCCGGCGCCUGCUUUGACGACGCCAUGGGGACAGCCUUGUCCCUGCCAGAACUAACGCACUCCUGCAGCGAGAUGCUUCACGGGGAGGUGUGUGUUGUUCAUUGCAGCACAGGCUGGGAGAUGGUCGAGCCGAGUCCAACGAUCAUCACCUGCGACAACGCAUCUUUGGUUGGAGGACCUUUACCCCACUGUCGCCCAAAGCAGUGCGACUUUGGACUGCCGAACACUUUGGGGGUGAGCUCGAACUGCAGCGGAGCCGUGACUGGCGAGCGCUGCCUGGUUGUUUGUGAAGAGGGGUAUUACUCUGACUCUGAUUCUGGACGAGAGCAGUUCCUCUGCACGGCUGCGGGAUCUUUUGCAGGUGAGGCUCCGGAUUGCCGACGUGUGUCUUGUGCAGACCUUGAGCUGGGAGCUGACUUUCAACACAACUGUCGUGGGAAGCUCUUCGGAGAGAGCUGUGUGGUGACCUGCGCCGCGGGUUUUCAUCUCUCCGGCUGGGGAGCUUCCUUUGUCUGUGCUGGAGAUGGGAGAUAUCAGGGCCUUCUGCCUCUCUGCCAAGCUACAGCUUGUGCAAGAUUUGACGACCUGAACUUCGUCUCGACCUGCGAUUCUGUGGUGACGAACGGGAACUGCAACGUGUCAUGCGGGUCCGGGUUUGAGGAGAACUCGUCUGUUCUCACCUGCGAUGCCGCCGGCACCUUGGUGGGGCAGCUCCCCAUUUGCAAGCCAGAGGCAUGUGCAGUGGACCCGAGCUUGCAAAGCGCUUCCUACAGCCACGAUUGUCUAGCACUUCCCUUCGGUCGCUCAUGCAGUGUCGUCUGUGCCGACGGGUAUGAGCCUGACACAGAUGAAGGGCAACAAGUGGAGCCAGGGGAGCAGUGGCAGUGCGGGAUCAACGACACACACGCAUCCCACCCAAGGCUUACCGGGAUUCUUCCGAGCUGUCGUCCAGCAGCAUGCGAUGCUGGAUAUCCUCUCCAAUCUCCGGCUACCAGGGACAACUGUACCGCGAUGCUUACAGGUCAGAUCUGUGUGCAAAACUGUGCUACCGGCUUCGUUCCCAGUGACGCGAUCGUCGACAUGUUCCGCUGCAAUCCUGAUGGCGUUCUCAUUUCCAUUUCUGGAGAAGCCUUGGCUUGCCGAGUGGCCACUUGCAAGCUCACACCACUCGGGCCUGGCAUCGUGACCACUUGCGCUGGAGAGGUUCCAAUCAACAGCAUCUGCAACGCCUUCUGCUCUGCUGGGUUUCGAUUGGAAGGCCCCGUGCAACAGUGGAGAUGUGAUGGACCGAGCAGUGAACUCCCAGCUUUGGACGGCAGUGACCAGGACGUUGCGCUGCGAGGACACCUCCCAGCCUGCGUGCCCGACGCUUGUGCCUACAACAUCCCGUGGGAGAUCGAUUUUGACAACAACUGUUCGUCAGUACCGACUGGCUCCUUCUGCUUGGUUGCUUGCCCUGGCGAUGGUAACAGCAGCUUGCUGCGCUGCGCCGAAGAUGGCUCCUUACAAGGGGCUUUGCCUCUUUGCAACGAGGUGCCACAGAGUUCCAGCGAAACCACCACCAGAACGCAGACGACGACGACUACGCGCGUCAUCGUCCUUGUUGGAAAGCUGACGGUCCAAACGAAUUCUCCAGACGACCUCGGAGAUCCAGAGGUCAGAGCAGGUCUGACACGCACGCUGGCUCAAGUGCUCGAAGUCAGCCCCGAAGAUCUGGAGCUCGUUGUUGAAGCAGUUCAGGGCAGCGCUGACCUCGCGGAGGUUCAGUUCAGUUCUGCCACGGCACCGACCGUGGUGCAGCUGCAAGAACUCCAGAGAACAGCCUUCGCAGAGGUCGGAAGAGCUUUCGCAGCGGAGUUCGUGAACUACACAGAGGCCGAGAUCGCUGCUGUGGGCCCUCUGGUCUUGGCAGUCCAGCUGGGAAACGAGACGCUGGAAGUGACUAUCGCUCCCCCGGAGGCAUCGCCGGACUCCUUGCAGUUCACGACGACAAUGACCGCCUCAGCGGGUGUGUUGCUUCUCUGCUGUGCUUGCACGGGCUGCUUCAUCAGACAGCGUCUGCGUCAGGCAGGAGAGAGCAGUGAAUGCCCAUGCUCUUGUGCCAGCGCUCCGAAAGAGGCUGGCUCCUUGCCAGAAGUUGCGAGCGAUGUGCAAACAUCCAUUGGUGAGGCUGGCUCGGAUAGCUGGGACUGGGAAGAUGAAGGCGUCACGCGCACGUUGCCACCGAGCCGGGAGGUGACAGCAGGUCUCUCGUCAUUGGUCAUGUCAACGAGCGCGGGGUCAGGAUGUCCAACAAGGAGUCCCACCAUGAAGGAUCUCCGUGAGGCAGCGAAUCAUGGCGACAGCUGGCUGGGAGUAGUGCUGGGAGAGCAGGCUGAGGAUACAACCGUCAAGAAGUUGGAGGCCUUGGUGCACGGCCUGGGCUUUCAGGAGCCUUUGGCUGAAAGGCUGGCAGACGCAGGCAUCUAUCUGGAGGAAGACGAGGAUGGCGAGGAUGGCAUCCAAGAGUUCCGGCUGGCACUCGAGGAUGUCGGAGUCCACUUCGAAGAGGUCCAUGUAGGGGUGGAUGUGGACAGCGCUGCACCACGCGUCAAACCGGGAGUGGCGGCCCGAACCCGAAACGAUGUUUGCAGCAGCCGAGUAAACGACAAGACGCUGGAUGACUGCAUGGAUGAGGACCUCUUUGAGGUCUGA